Molecule: messenger RNA, 1107 nt
Organism: Caenorhabditis sp. 36 PRJEB53466
Lineage: Eukaryota; Metazoa; Nematoda; Chromadorea; Rhabditida; Rhabditidae
Source: the annotation of a GenBank genome assembly
AUGCUGGUGAAUCUACUCCUGCUAUUGCUCCUGUCAAUAUUCUCGGCAACAGGGGCACAUAAGCUCCCUGAGCCUACGGAGCCCCCCUCCUCUCGAGCCCCGCUUGGUGAGUGAAUACCUUGGGUUAGGUCAUAACAUUAUUUGAAUUCUUCUUUCUUCUUCUUUCUCCCCUUUGCAAUAAAACAAAGAAAAUGUCACCAAAAAUGUCGGCGACCGCCGAUUCCAAAACAUACAGACUCAUGAGCACCGCUUUCCCUUAUAUAGUGCGAAUGUUCUAAAAAGAGCUUUUUGUGCUUAACGAUGGUAUUCUUCACGCUCCUGUGUUUGCUCUUCCUAGCUCAAGACAUUAAGGGAGACGAGUGUAAGUCUUUUAUGGAAAUCGUAUUUAAACCUGUCAAAAAUUUUGAUUUAAAAAUAGUCAAUAAUACUAAUAAUACUCCAAUCCGUUUGCAGUCGACCUGUUCACAUCCUUCCCCAAAUGCAUGAGCACCGCCUGGCGCGACACCUACAAUCAGGCCACUUUCGGUACAUUCUCAUUUUGCAAUAUUAAACCUCAUCUUACCUCCCUCUCGUUCUCAGUGGCAGUGGUGGACGCGAUCAGCACGGCGCUGCAGAACGACGGAUCAUUUAUCGUGUCCUACAACGAGUUCCACCGCUUUAAAGGAGUAAACGCGCCCCAGCUUCGAACUGCCAAAGAUCCGAUCGUUCCCGGAAAUCGUUACCUGGUGGCAAGUAAGCAAUUUUAAACCGAGACCAAAAUGUUUAUUGUGCUUAUACUAUAAGUUAUACAUUGGAAGCUGCAACUACUUUUACUCACAAAUACGAUUGGCAAGCGCCGUAUGUGCAUAUAAAUUGUAUAUUUACAGCUAUCGACUUCAUAUUUCUGUUUUUAUUUGUCCUUUUUCAGCCUUGGAUGAUGGCCGCUUGUACUAUUGCAAGAGCUUCUCGUCGGUCGACGGAGGAGUCCCCUCGGGCGCCCCUCGAUACAUGAACGUGCCGAUGGCCCUCAUUCUCAAGAUCAAUGACUGGAGCAAUGAGGGCAACUCUCGUCUCACGCAGGCUGUUCCCAAGAAGAAGCUGAGCGACAAUGUCUUCAGCGAUUUCUAG